Molecule: messenger RNA, 4164 nt
Organism: Brenthis ino (lesser marbled fritillary)
Lineage: Eukaryota; Metazoa; Arthropoda; Insecta; Lepidoptera; Nymphalidae
Source: the annotation of a GenBank genome assembly
AUGGGCAAUAGUGAAGAAAAGCCGCGUUUGCUUCAAGUGUUUACAAGGGACACAUCGGAAGGAGAGCUGCAAGAAGCCGUCGUGCAAGGAAUGCAAGAGGUGGCAUCAUCAUCUGCUGCACGUCGAGACAGAGAAAAGUUCCUCGGAAGAACAGAAGAACAAACCACAAGAAGUGGCGAGCAUCAUGGCAUCGGAUCAAAGAAGAUAUUGGCCCUCAUGGAUGAAGGGUCAACAGUGUCGCUGCUAGACCAGAAGGUAGCAGAAGAAAUCGGCGCUCAAGGAAGAAAGGAGGAACUGGUCAUCGAGACUGUUGGAGGCAGGCUGAUAAGGAAGGAAGACUCUCAGAUGCUGGACCUUACGGUGAAGGGGAUUCAUCAGAAGACCAAGAAGACCUUGAGAAGAGUCCGGACCAUCGACGAGUUGAAGCUUGCACCGCAGUUCCUAGAAAAGAAAAGGAUAGAAGAGUGUCAACACUUGAAGAAGAUUGCUGACUCUCUAUAUUAUAAGGGGGAGUCACCACAGCUGCUCAUCGGUCAAGACAACUGGGAGCUAAUCGUGACUCAAGAAGUAAGAAGAGGGAAACCAGGACAACCAGUCGCUUCAAGAACAGGACUUGGAUGGGUGCUCCACGGGUCAGACACUGGAGGCGCGAAAGUGGUGCACUUCUUAAACACGUGUCUACAUGUCAGCACGCCAGAAGAAGAGAUGCAUCAAGCCAUCAAGGAUCACUUCGCAAUCGAAGCACUUGGAGUACUACCAAGAAGACCCACUACGGAUUCAGAAGGAAGAGCACUCACCAUCCUAGAGAAGACCUGCAGAAGACUAGAAGAUGGUCGAUUUGAAGCUGGACUUCUAUGGAAAAAUGAAGAUGAACAGAUGCCUGAAAGCUACACGUCUGCCAAGAACCGAUUGUUCAACAUUGAAAAGAAGAUAGACAAAGACCCUCAGCUGAAGGCAGAAUACAAUAAGCAGAUCCAGCAUCUAAUCGACAGCAAGUAUGCAGAAGAAGCACCUGGUGGACAAGAAGAUUCAAAGAAGACAUGGUACCUCCCUCAUUUCUCCGUGGUACAUCCAUUGAAGAAGAAAAUAAGGAUCGUCUUCGACGCUGCAGCCAAGUCUAAAGGGAGAAGCCUCAACGACGCUUUACUACCGGGACCAGACCUACUGCAAUCGCUCUUCGGGGUAUUACUGAGGUUCCGGCAAGGCCCGUUUGCAGUGGCAGCCGACAUAAAGGAAAUGUUCCUGCAAGUUCGCAUCCGGCCAGAAGAUAGAAACAGCUUGAAGUUCCUGUGGCGAGGGGAUCGUCGUGACGUAGCACCGAAGGAGUAUAGAAUGACAUCAGUCAUCUUCGGCGCGACAUCAUCUCCUAGCACAGCGAUCUACGUGAAGAACCGGAACGCGGCGGACUACAAGAAGCAGUACCCAGAGGCAGCAAAGGCAAUCGAGCUGAACCAUUACAUGGAUGACUACCUGCACAGCUUCCAUUCAGAAGAGGACUUCAAGAGAAUUACAGCGCAGGUGGACUUCAUUCACAAAAAGGCGGGCUUCGAACUCCGAGGAUGGGCGUCAAACCACUCCGACCUGCUGCAAGACGUGAAGACUGAGUCAGUUGAGAAGACAGAGGUGGACCUUGGUGAGAAGGAAGAGAAGACACUGGGACUACGCUGGUUUACAGAAAGGGACUCCAUAGGCUUUAGGGCGAACCUUCGGAACACGCCAGAUGAAGUGGCACAAGGACUCAAGGUACCUACGAAGAGAGAAGUCACCAGCGCCGUGAUGUCGACCUUCGAUCCACUAGGGCUAGCAUCACCAAUUCUCAUCCAAGGCAAAAGGCUGCUCCAGAACAUAUGGCGAAGUGGCGUCGGUUGGGAUGAAGAGAUAGAAGAAAAGGAGUACGAGUCAUGGAAGACUUACCUGGAGAAGAUGAAGCUGCUCCAAGACCUUCAGAUCCCGAGAUGUCUGGCACCACGUCGCACCGAGGGGGAGCUGCACACGUUCACGGAUGCAAGCGAAAUGGCGUAUGCAGCUACGGUAUAUUGGAGAACUGAAAAUCAAAAUGGGACUUAUGACGUCAGCUUAGUAGCAGCAAAAGUAAGAGUCGCUCCGUUGAAGCCGGUGUCAAUCCCGAGACUCGAGCUGCAAGCGGCCCUCCUAGGAAGCAGAUUGGCACACUCGGUCGAGGAAGAAAUGGAUCUGAAAAUAGAAAAGAAGACGUUUUGGACAGACUCCAGUAUCGUGCUAUCAUGGAUCAAGACGGACCCGAGAACCUUCAAGACAUUCGUGGCUCAUCGCUUGGCGGAGAUAGAAGAUCUCACAAAACCACAGGACUGGAGAUGGGUACCGACGGCGCAGAACCCUGCAGAUGAUGCAACACGUGACGUACCAGAACACUUCGACUGCCAACACCGAUGGUACACCGGACCAGGGUUUCUAAGAAGAGAUGAAGUUCACUGGCCUGCGGCAAGAACAUUCAAGAAAGAAACCACUGGCGAAGAAAAGGCAGCGGACAUCGUAGCGACUGCAGGCAGCUCCUAUCCAUCACCAGAUCCCGAAAAGUUCUCGUCGUGGAAAAGACUUUGGCGAGCUACAGCAAGAGUACUGCAGUUCAUACAACUCUGCAGAAGAAAGGAAAAGGUCCACGCCAGCAAAGAAGAUCCUACCUGGAAAACUACAAAAAGGAAUAAGAAAAUUGUUGAGAAGCGACAUCUGUCUUCAAAAACGUCAGAAAGGAAAUACAUACCAUUGGAAACAAGUCUACUAGAGCAAGCUGAAACGCUGUUGUUAAGAAGAAGUCAAGAGAAAUGCUUCAAAGAGGACAUCAGGUGCCUACAGCAAGGAAAACAAUUAGAGGGCAGCAGCAAGUUGAAAAGGCUCGACGUAGUGCUAGAAGAAGGUCUCCUGCGACUGAAAGGAAGAAUCGACGCGAUACGAGGGGUUACCAGAGACUACAAACGACCCAUCGUACUCGACAGCAAGGACAAGACAACACUUCUCAUCAUAGAAGAAUUUCACUGCCGCUUCAAUCACGGGAAUCACGCGACCGUAAUGAACGAAGUAAGACAACGCUUCUGGGUGCUAGGACUGAGGUCAGCGAUCAAGACCAUUCAACAUCAAUGCCAGUGGUGCAAAACAAGAAAGGCAAGACCUCAAGAACUACCAGUGGGCAACUUACCUGCUGAGAGGCUGAUGCACGGAAACCCUCCAUUUACGUGCACGGGAAUAGAUUACUUCGGCCCUAUGACGAUCACCGUAGCAAGACGCCAUGAGAAGAGAUGGGGUGCUCUAUUCACAUGCUUAACAACACGAGCUGUACACAUUGAGCUCACUCCUUCACUCUCCACUGACAGCAUGAUCAUGGCACUACGACGAUUCGCCGCGAGAAGGGGAAUGCCAAAGAUAAUCUACACCGACAAUGGCACUAACUUCGUUGGCGCCAACAAAGAACUCAAAGAAGCACUAGACACCAUGAAGCAAGAAGACCUUAUCUCGGAAGCGGAGAAGAUCGGUGUGCAGUGGAAGUUCAUACCUCCUGGUGCACCAAACAUGGGAGGUGCAUGGGAGCGUCUGGUGCGAUCCAUUAAAACCGCACUGGACGCCACGCUCAACGAAAGGCAACCACGAGAGGAGGUACUUCAUACCCUCCUGUUAGAGGCCGAGCACAUAGUCAACUCUCGGCCCCUCACCCACCUCUCCGAGAACCCUGAAGAAGAAGCACUUACACCGAACCACUUUCUCAUCGGGCGAUCAUGUGGCGCAGCAAGAAUCGGCAGCUUCGAGGACAACGAGCUUGUGGGCAGACACACCUGGAAGGCUACGCAGCGACUUGCCGAUCACUUCUGGCAACGUUGGCUGAGAGAGUAUUUGCCCACUCUACUACCAAGGAAGACCAAAGGAAGAGUCAGCGCCACAGAUUUGCAAGUCGGAGACAUCGUACUGAUCGUCGAUCACAGCCUACCAAGAUGCAUCUGGCCACGCGGAAGAAUCCUGCAUGUGUAUCCUGGACCAGACGGGCGGACCAGAGUCGUCGACGUCGAGACCAGAGGAGGUGUUCUACGGAGGCCCAGUUCGAGAGUGGUGCUGUUGGUGCCGGGAGCGUCGCCGAGUCCAGGAGUUGGUGCAAAGCACGAGGGGGAGAAUGUCGGCGACGGAAAACUUAUCUUCGAG